Molecule: messenger RNA, 1211 nt
Organism: Rubroshorea leprosula
Lineage: Eukaryota; Viridiplantae; Streptophyta; Magnoliopsida; Malvales; Dipterocarpaceae
Source: the annotation of a GenBank genome assembly
CGUUGCCUUCUUUGUCUCCUCUCGACGUAACUAAUUUCCAAAUCACAAUGAUUUUUUUUUCAGAGUUUCUUUAUGAUGAGGUCAAGUGCAAAUGGGAUGUUUUUGAAAAACAACUCUGUCGGUGAAGCCAGAGGAAGCAAUAUGAAUCCGGAGGAGUUGGAAAUUCGUCCAGGAGGGAUGCUGGUUCAAAAGCGGGAUUCCGGUUCCGAUCAAAACUCGGUUUCAGUUCCCACCAUUAAAGUCAGAGUCAAACAUGGAUCCAAGUAUCACGAAAUCUAUAUCAGUUCUCAAGCAAGUUUUGGGGAACUGAAGAAAAUGCUGGCGGAACGUACAGGACUGCACCAUGAGGAUCAGAAGAUUAUAUACAAGAACAAGGAAAGAUAUUCCAAGGAGUAUUUAGAUACUGUGAGAGUGAAAGAUGGGUCCAAAAUGGUGUUAGUCGAGGAUUCAGCGAGCAGAGAGAGACGUUGCCUUGAAAUGAUGAAAAAUGCUAACGCAGAAAAGGUAUCCAAGUCUCUGUCACAAAUCAGCCAGGAAGUCGAUGAAUUUUCCAAGCAGGUCACGGCAAUGGAAGCAACAGUUUCUACAGGAAAAAAAUUUGCAGAAGCAGAUGUAGAUAAUAUCAUUGGAAGCUUGAUGACAGAACUGGUUAAAUUGGACGAAUUAGUAGUCAAUGGAGAGUUGAAAUUGCAGAAGCAAAUGCUGGAAAAGAGAGUGCAAAAGUACAUAGAAACUCUUGACAUCUUCAAGUUGCAAAACACAAUGCCGAGAAGCAAAGAAAUGGAAAAAAUCCCACUGAAGCAACAAGAGGUUUCAGUAGGGCAAAGGCUUAAACUGGUACAGAGGCAACAGGUACUGCAAGAGAAACAGAGGAAGAACUCAACAGGGCAAAUCCCAGUGCUGCAACAACAACCUCUAAGACAGCAGUCUGAGUCGGUUAUCGUCACCACGAAAUGGGAAACUUUUGAUUGAAUCAUAGACGUGAUGAAAUGGGAAUUGCUUGGAAAGUCAGUGAUUUGCACUUAGGUUGAAGAUUAGAUUACACAUGAGAACCAGGAUUGAAAAAGGUCAAUCAUGAAUUGAUGUGUUGGUAUGUAUCUUUUAAUUUUUUUUUUUUCUUUAUGAGAAAACUGGUUAUUGCAAACUGUAUAUGGCAAAUGGUGCAAAAGAAAUUGGAAUCGUACACUACUUAAAAAAUUGUGAUUAGGUUA